AUUUUUCAGUUCGGUCGCUGUGCUGUCAUCAUUCGACACAGAUGGACAUUUUUUUCAAAAUUGAAUCUUGUGUAUACAUGGCUAGCUCGUUUCAUCAGUAGAUUGCAUAAAAAGGAUAGUAAAGCCAAGAAGUGCGCGAAGUGGGAAGGAAGUGUACCGCGGUGUGCAACGAAAUCUGGCAGGAAAAAUCGAAUUUUCCUUCCGCAGACGAAGCUUGCAUUUUUGGCUGAUUGCCGUAGGAGGCGCGUUCGUUAAGAAGUGUAUUUCUGCUAGAAUUGUAACGAAGAACGGUGUCUAUAGUGACUCGAGGUCGGAACGGUCAAUAUUUUUUACUCCUGAGGUUACCACCGAUUGUUGGUCCGCAAAAGUGUCGGGAAUUUUGUGUGUGGGAUUUUUUCUCCUCUGUUUCUGCGUUGCGCUGACCUUUGGCUUUUCAAAGGGUUGGAUUCCAAAGGCCAUUCGCACAGGAUCAAGGAUGGGCGAGCACUCGCUGCAGGGUCAAACGCAGGGCGAACAGCCACAGCCGGGGGAAACGGCCGGAACAUCCGGCCAGCUGCAGCAGCAACAACGACAACAGCAGCAGCCGCAUCAGCAAGAGCAACAACAGCAGGGUGUGAAUGAAUUGCGUGAAAUCUGCCAGCUGCUGUGGGGCUCUUCCAUCCGGCAGGAGAUUUUUCACCGGUGGUCGCAGGGCUUUGAGUUUAGCGAUUGCGAACCAUCCGCGCUGGUGCAGCGAGACGGUGGACCCUGUUGUGUAAUCGCACCGGUGCAGGCAUACCUGCUGAAAAUCCUGCUGAUGGAAACACCCGGCCAUAGCUACAGUGAUCUUACCUCGGAUAAAUGUAAAGCACUUCUGAUCCAGGCCAUCUGUCAGAUUCUGAUGAAGUGCAAAUCCACAAAGUAUCGGAUCGUUAGCCUUGAAUCGCGGAAAACUGCCAGCAGCUCCACCCCGGUGAACCCUGUUGAGGAGACCGAUGGCGAUGCGGAGAUGGUGGACGCACUGGAAAACCUUCCGCCUCCGGGUGUGAAUGUUGAGCUGGGAGUGGACGCCACUGUCGACGCGUCGGAUUUGGAAAAUCAAAACACUUCCCCGGCGGUGGGUGGUGUCGACGGUUCGCCAGCUGACGGCGGCGCAAUGGAAGGCGUCGAACCAUGGACACCGGAGGCGUUUCACGAGCGGCUUACCGUCACCGAGAUCGAACACAUCGACGACGUGGAAAAGUAUUACGCCGGUAAUUUUCACGUGCUGGCCGAGGAGUGCGGCGUGUUGCUCGUGAUGUAUACGGUUCUGGUGACCAAGGGAGUGGAAAACGUUUUGAGUGAGGUAUCUGACACCUCAGAACCAUUGAUACAUGGUACCUAUGGUUAUGGUAGCCAGGCCUUGAUAAAUCUCAUGCUGACCGGACGUGCCGUACCCUACGUGUGGGACAACGAACAGGACGUUGGUGGCCUAAAAUUGAAGGGUAUCACACAGCAGUCGGACAUCGGUUUCAUCACAUUGAUGGAACAGAUGCAGUACUGCACCGUUGGAUACUUCUACAAAAAUCCCAAAAACCCGGUGUGGGUGAUGGGCUCCGAGACGCACCUCACGGUGCUGUUCAGCAACGAGAAACGGUUGGUAUCGCCGGAAACGCCGAGUGAGGUGGCACGGCGGGUGUUUCGGCAGUUCGAUACAGAGGGCAGCAAUUUCAUACCGAGUCCGCUGUUGCAGGACGUGCUGUGUGCGCUGGACUUGGUCAGCGAGCCGGAGUAUGUGGACCUGAUGCGCCGGAAGCUGGACCCCGAGAGCCUCGGCAUCAUCCUGCUGAACGAGUUCAUGUACGAGUUCUUCCCGACGGAGAAGAAAUCGAUGCCCGACACGUUCGAUCUGCUGCACUACAACGGCAUACCGAACUCGAACGGCGACAAUCGUGUGCGCUACAGCAAAGGGCACGCCAUUCUGCUGGAGAGCGACGUGCGGAUGUGCAAUCCAUCGGAUCCGAUGCUGACCUGUCUGCAAACCAAGUGGCCUAGCAUCGAGGUUAACUGGAACGAUUCGCGAACGCCCUCGCUGAAUUGACCAACAAGGAUACCAAGGUUUUUGUUGUUUGCGUCGUAAAAAUAGAACACAACGGAAGAGAUACGUGCGCGACAGUGAAGGUCAUUUUCAGAAAACAACCCAAAUACGAAAUAGGAUCUGGUCUGCACGUGUUUAACCUGUAACAAUCCAACACAACCGCCUAGCUUCAGAAUCAAUCACGACCCAUUCCCAUCCUGCUAGUUUUAUUUUUCUGUGUAUAGUGGAAUCCAAUUUUCAUUUCGCCGCCACAUGUCAGCGUUAUGUAUAAAUACACACAACAUCUAACAGCAGACAGAAAACAGUUGAUGCAAAACCAAUCACACAAACUUAUCUCAAUAACCAACUGGGCAUACAUAAAGUAGCUAAUCAAUAACAACAGAAAGAGCAGAGCACUAUAACACAACACAUAGUAGUAUAGGCAGUUCUCUUACCCCUCGGAAAAGCAAAACAAAACAAACAAACCAAAUAAAACUAGUAAUCAACAACCAAAUCAGAUUGAAUCAAUAGGCGCAGCAGCUGGAAAGUGCAACUAGAGGCAAACUAAGGGAUGAUUCGAGAUGCAACAGUUAGAUGUGGUUUAGUUUAGUCUCUCUCUCUCUCUCUCGAGACGAAAAGAAUAAAAUUCCAAAACACUCGAGAAAAAAGAAAAGAAAAAAAAGAAAAAUUCUGAAGACGAAAUCAAAGAUUAUUAUUGAGGAUUGAUCGGAAAAAAAUAUAUAUAAAUAACAGAUACCUUAUUGGAGGGAAAAAAACUGCGACUCGGAUUAUACAUAUAUCGGAACAGAUGGAAAGAAAAGGACUCAUCGAAUUGAAAUAAAUCUUCCAAGAGGUUGAAAUGUUACAACAACAAUAUGGUAAGCACCUUGUUUUUCUCUCUCUUGUUUUCAUAAAAUUCAAAUUUUCGAAAUUUCAUUUCUCACAUAAAGUGAAGCCCACUCAUACAUCGGAACAGAUGUAGAGAGAAAGGUUGUCAUCGAACUGAAAUAAUUAUUCCAAGAGAUUGAAUUGUUUUAACAACAAUAUGGCAAUAAUCAUGUUUUUCUCUUUCUCGCAUAAAUCUCAUUUUCCUUCCCCAUGAAGUAAGACAUUGAUAAACAAAGUCUACAACGUAUAACAAAAAAAAACAUUUUGGUAACAAAUGUAUCUCCUACCGGAAUGCUUCUGGUUCCUCGUCGGAGUUAUCGGAGCUAUCCAGCGAAAUAAUUCUCCUGCGGGGCUGCUUUGCAUUGGAGUUGCCAUGUUGCCCUUGGCGUUUUUUCUCGCGUCGUCGCUGACGCAGUA
Toxorhynchites rutilus septentrionalis is the source of this 3340-nucleotide messenger RNA. Its product is annotated as ubiquitin carboxyl-terminal hydrolase MINDY-3 homolog. The coding region runs from base 476 to 2059 and encodes 527 amino acids. The transcript has 5 exons. Gene Ontology annotation, molecular function: cysteine-type deubiquitinase activity; K48-linked deubiquitinase activity. Gene Ontology annotation, biological process: protein K48-linked deubiquitination. The record is from RefSeq and is a predicted model, not a curated record. NCBI's taxonomy places the organism in Eukaryota, Metazoa, Arthropoda, Insecta, Diptera, Culicidae.